Messenger RNA from Thunnus maccoyii (southern bluefin tuna), 1443 nucleotides. Its product is annotated as Alpha-aspartyl dipeptidase-like. The record is from RefSeq and is a predicted model, not a curated record. The transcript is spliced from 6 exons. Gene Ontology annotation, biological process: proteolysis. The coding region runs from base 182 to 769 and encodes 195 amino acids. Gene Ontology annotation, molecular function: serine-type peptidase activity. NCBI's taxonomy places the organism in Eukaryota, Metazoa, Chordata, Actinopteri, Scombriformes, Scombridae.
UUACUAGCGGAAAAGAGAUAAAACGUCACUGUUCACUCAGGUGAAAGUGUGGCACAGCUCACUAAGAGGGAUAGCAGUAGGUGUGCUAUCAGCUGAUACAGCAGGACCUGUGGACUGUGCAACAGGUUCGCUCUGCUUCUCCGCCUGAGCUCAGUCUGUCCGUCUGUCCGUACUAUUAGAGAUGAAGAGGAGACUCCUGCUGGUGUCCAACUCCACUCUGCACGGCAGCGGGUACCUGGAACACUGUCAGCAGCACAUCUCACGCUUUUUCGGAAAAGAUAUAAAGAGGGUACUGUUUGUUCCUUACGCUCUCCAUGACAGAGAUGCCUACACCAAGACCGCCAGGGACAAGUUUAAGACUCUUGGUUACGAGGUGGACAGUAUCCACGAGGCCUCAGACCCCAUUGACGCCGUCCAGAGAGCCGAGGGCAUUUUUAUAGGAGGAGGGAACACUUUCCGGCUGCUGAAGGGUCUCUAUGACAGCAAGGUGGUGACAGAGAUCAGGAGGAGAGUGCUCGAGGACGGUGUCCCCUACAUGGGUUCCAGUGCCGGGACCAAUGUUGCCACCAUCAGCAUCAACACCACCAACGACAUGCCCAUCGUCUACCCUCCAUCCUUCUAUGCCAUUGGCCUUGUUCCCUUCAACAUCAACCCACACUAUCUGGACCCAGACCCCAGCAGCCGCCACAUGGGGGGUGAAGGUCCUUUACUGCCUGAGGAAGUUACGCAACACGUGGAGCUGUGGAAACUGCAGUGGUUAACAAAAUAAAGGCAGUGUCAGUAAACAGAAAUAAAGUUGUUUUUUGUUUGACAUUUUAGAGGUUUUUAUUUUGAAUCCCUGGAUAGUUUGUGAGUGAGUGGGGACCUUUGCAUAAACAUUACAAUCCAGCUGUCCCAUAGUUCCGUGCUGCUUUAUUGACUUUGAUUUCAUUGCAAAAGUGAUGCAAAAUUGAUUUCUUACCUCAAAUCAUCUCUGCACAUUACAUUUUGACUUGUCAUAGUAGCAGAAUCACAGUCAUAAAUCACUAUUUAAGUGUCUCAGUAAGUCAUGACAGUGUGACAGUGAGCCAGCAUGCACAAACCAGGACCUGAAACUGAAGCAGCUAAAUGGAAUAAAUAUUUGGAAGUAAAAGAAGUAAUAACAUCAGUUAUUAAUACUGUGAAUGCUCACUUAACGUUUGGCAUUUCACAAUGUGUAUUGACUAAAGCAUGUAAUGACCUUAAAAUGCUUAUAACAUUAUACAUUAUAUAAUGUAAAUAUUACCAAUUGAAAUGUUUUAAAAAUGCAAACUCUGAGCAUGUCUCUUUUUCUGCCAAUAAGGAAAGUAUUGUUCAUGACAUGGACACUACUUUCACAGUGCAAUUUGUCUUUAUGAAUUAUCAUCCCAUUCCUAAUCAUUUCUCCAACACCCACAAUCUGUUUACAAUUUGUCAUGAUGUUCU